GCACCACACCGUUCACGUGUCAGAGAUUUUAAACAGUACCUACUCGUACUACGCCAUACUUGUACAUUCCACUGCUAUGCUCGCCGCCAAUUGCCAGGAUAGUAAACCCUGCCGCCCGACCACACAUCUCCAGGGAAACACCAGUGUACUGACGGACUGAGUGCCCACAAAAUACUGCAGCCUCGUCUUAUCACGCGAGGGGUGCCUCAAGGCUUCAAUCGGCAGGAAGUGGCAUAUCGGCGCGAGGCGUCCGUCGGCCAGAGAUCAGGCAGUGUAUCCAUCGAUUGCGCAACCUCGUCGACGAUAUACUCCAGUAUCGACAUGGCACCGCCAACACUAUCAUCAGCUUCAAAGGGGAACCCCCAACCACCGACAGCGCUGACUCUAGAGCCCUUAACACCGUCAGCCUUCUCCCCUUUCGGAACAGCCAUAUCUUCCCCCUUCCCCAGAUCCUUAAACAACGUCCCCACCAGCAUCCCUUCCACCCUUCACGCACCUCACCAAGCAGAGCCAGUAUUUGCCAACCAGAAUUCCGCGCUCAAGACGUCCCCGAUAUCUCAAUUCUCGAACAACUACCCAUCCAAACCAGACUACGCGCCAUCAAAGCCUCAAAUGAGCAUGUUCUCCUGCUUCCCUCGCAACAUUAGUGGCGCGGGCAUCGACCGGUCCACUCCAGGCAUAGCAACAUUCAGCGUCUCCAUCCUCGAGCGCCAUUGCUACACGACCCAGACAUUCAGUCCUCUGGGUCUCUCAGCAGACGACAAAACGACAGUAUUUCUCGUUAUCGUCGCACCCUCGCUUCCUGGCUCAGCGACGGCAACAACAUCCACAGGACAGGAGGUCACCAUCUCGAAUCCCCCAGACUUAUCACGUCUCAAGGCUUUCGUAGCUCGUGGCGAUCAGGCCGUCACGUACGGCCCAGGAACGUGGCACGCACCCAUGGUUGUCAUGGGCCAGCGGAGGGUGGACUUUGUCGUCACACAAUUUGCGAAUGGUAUCCCUGACGACGAUUGCCAGGAGGUGUUACUUGGGCAGAAUGCUGUGAAAGUAGAUCUGAGAUCUCUUCGGCUUGAUCUACCAAGUAUUCAAGGUAUGGCUAAGCUCUAACAUGAUACGGUCCUGUGUGAACCAUGCACCCAACGCUUCAGGGUAUUAAUACCAAGUACGCCGGCUACAAUCAUGCUCCAACAAGUGCCCCCAC
This is a messenger RNA of Exophiala viscosa, 1201 nucleotides long. Its product is annotated as ureidoglycolate hydrolase. Lineage: Eukaryota; Fungi; Ascomycota; Eurotiomycetes; Chaetothyriales; Herpotrichiellaceae. The transcript has a single exon. Gene Ontology annotation, molecular function: ureidoglycolate lyase activity; ureidoglycolate hydrolase activity. Bases 322 to 1107 code for a protein of 261 amino acids. The record is from RefSeq and is a predicted model, not a curated record. Gene Ontology annotation, biological process: allantoin catabolic process.